Molecule: messenger RNA, 994 nt
Organism: Carcharodon carcharias (great white shark)
Lineage: Eukaryota; Metazoa; Chordata; Chondrichthyes; Lamniformes; Lamnidae
Product: chloride intracellular channel protein 1-like
Exons: 6
Coding region: 1-759 (252 amino acids)
Source: RefSeq, a predicted model, not a curated record
AUGAUCAGCCUUGGGGGGGCACGAUUGACAAAUGUGUUGCUGACUGCGGGGUCUGUGCCGAAGGCAGCAUUCCAGAUGUUGCCCAACAGUUUCGGGCGGGUUCCAAACUGUUGGCAAGUUGGCUUCAUGACUGGCAACCAGGGUUUAAUCUGGGAAGGGACAAGUCAUGCCUGUGGGAAAUUUGAGAAUAAAUUCCUGGAGGAUUUAGCCCCUGGUACUCAGCCACCAUUUCUACUGUAUGAGAACGAGGUGAAGACUGACACGAACAAGAUUGAGGAGUUCCUGGAGGAAAAUCUCUGCCCUCCCAAAUAUCCUCGACUGGCGGCCAGGAAUCCAGAAUCCAACACUGCCGGGAGUAACGUUUUCUCCAAGUUCUCGGCCUACAUCAAGAACCCCAAUCCUGGCAUGAAUGACAUGUUGGAGAAGGGUCUGGUGAAAUCCUUGCUGAAGCUGGAUGAGUAUUUGAACACGCCAGUACCUGAGGAAAUUGAUGAGAACAGCGCCGACGAUGUGACCAUCUCCAGCAGGAAGUUCCUGGACGGGAAUCAGCUGACACUGGCCGAUUGCAACCUCUUGCCCAAGCUCCACAUUGUCCAGGUGGUGUGCCGGAAGUACCGAGCUUUUGAGAUUCCUCGGCAGUUCACCGGCAUCUGGAGGUACCUGAAGAAUGCUUACGAAUGUGAAGAGUUUGCGCACACCUGUCCGAAGGAUGAGGAGAUCGAGCUGGCUUACGCUUCUGUGGCUAAGCCCCUCAAAUAGGGAGGAUGGUUGACGGGGAGCAACUUGAAUGAAAGGAGAAGGCGACGUUUUGCUGGGUGUGUAACUCCUGUGAAGUCUCCACCACCGAGUCCAUGUGGCUGCAACACUGUUAGAUUAAAAUCCUUCGUUGUGGUUUAAAAGGAAGUAUUACUUGACCAAUGUUCGGUUUUCUAGCUGCCCUUUGUUUGCUUUCCUGGAGAAUAUCCUGAAAAAUAUAUAUUUAUGUCUAGUCAAA